Eublepharis macularius is the source of this 1533-nucleotide messenger RNA. RefSeq names its product vomeronasal type-2 receptor 26-like. Gene Ontology annotation, cellular component: membrane. Bases 1 to 1533 code for a protein of 510 amino acids. The record is from RefSeq and is a predicted model, not a curated record. Gene Ontology annotation, biological process: G protein-coupled receptor signaling pathway. The transcript has 5 exons. Gene Ontology annotation, molecular function: G protein-coupled receptor activity. Lineage: Eukaryota; Metazoa; Chordata; Lepidosauria; Squamata; Eublepharidae.
AUGACCAAGACAGCAACAGUGAAAAAAGACAGCGACAAAGACAGCAGCAAAGACAUCGACAGCGACAAAGACACGACAGUGAAAAAAGACAGCGACAAAGACAGCAGCCAAGACAGCGACAGUGACAAAGACAGCGACAAAGACAAAGACAGCGAAAAAGACAGCGAAAAAGAUAAAGACAAAGUCAGCGACAAAGACAAAGACAAGGACAAAGACAAAGACAAGUACCAGAACAUCUUGUCCUUGGCAUUUGCUGUAAAAGAGAUAAAUGAGAAUCCCAGAAUCCUACCAAACAUCACAUUGGGUUUCCACAUUCUCAACAGCUACAAUGCAAGGUUGACUUAUAAGGCUACCCUGAGCUUGCUUUCCUCACAGCACAAGUUUCUCCCCAACUUCAAGUGUGAGAGACAGAAAACUCUCAUAGCUGUCAUUGGAGGACUCGCCUCAGAAACCUCGGUCAAUAUAGCCACUGUUUUAGCCAUCUACAAGACCCCACAGGUGUUGCCCCUUUCUGUUUGCAAUGACUACUGCUAUCCUGGCUACAGCAGGAAGAAGAAGGAGGGAGAGAAAUUUUGCUGCUAUGAUUGUGCUCCAUGCCCAGGAGGGAUGGUCUCGGAGAAGAAAGAUAUGGAUGUCUGUGUCAAAUGUCCUGAAGAUUAUCAUUCCAACUUGAAACAAACUCAAUGCAUUCCCAAGGAUAUAAGCUUCCUCUCUUACAAAGAGACUUCGGGCAUCGUCUUAGCAGUUUUGGCUGUUUUUUUCUCUCUGAUGACAACUUUGGUACUUCAAACCUUCUUGAAACAUCAAGAUACUCCUAUAGUCAAAGCCAACAACCGGCACAUAACCUACAUUCUCCUCAUCUCCCUCCUGCUUUGCUUCCUCUGCUCCUUGCUCUUCAUCGGACAGCCUUUAAAAGUGACCUGCCUUCUCCGACAACCUACUUUUGGCAUUGUCUUCUGCGUGGCUCUUUCCAGCGUGUUGGCCAAAACCAUCACUGUGGUUUUAGCAUUCAUGGCUACCAAGCCAGGAUCCCAGAUGAGGAAGUGGAUUGGGAAAAGAAUGGCAAACUCCAUCGUUCUUUUCUGCUCCUUUUUCCAAGCAGGCAUUUGUACUAUUUGGGUAACUACUUCCCCUCCAUUCCCAGAUAAGGACAGGCAUUCACUGAAUGACAAAAUUAUCCUGGAAUGUAAUGAGGGCUCGGCUAAAAUGUUUUACUGUGUCUUGGGCUACAUGGGCUUCCUCGCCAUGGUCAGCUUUAUGGUGGCUUUUCUAGCUAGGAAGUUACCUGACAGUUUCAACGAAGCCAAAUUUAUCACCUUCAGCAUGCUGGUCUUCUGCAGCGUUUGGAUCUCCUUUGUCCCCACCUACCUGAGCACCAAGGGGAAGGACAUGGUGGCCGUGGAGAUCUUCUCCAUCUUAACCUCUAGUGGUGGCUUAUUGGCUUGUAUCUUCUUUCCAAAAUGCUAUAUUAUCAUUCUAAGGCCUAAAUUAAAUAACAGGGAGCAUUUAAUAAGGAGAAAUAAAAUAAUGUAA